Aegilops tauschii subsp. strangulata is the source of this 1987-nucleotide messenger RNA. RefSeq lists its product as uncharacterized. The record is from RefSeq and is a predicted model, not a curated record. Gene Ontology annotation, molecular function: zinc ion binding. NCBI's taxonomy places the organism in Eukaryota, Viridiplantae, Streptophyta, Magnoliopsida, Poales, Poaceae.
CCUCUUCCUCCUCUCACCUCGCCACCGAUUAAAAUUAUAAAAACAACGCCGGAGGGAGAGGGGAAAGAGGGCCUCCGGGAGAGGAGAUUCCGCAAGCUCCGGCGCCGCAACAAGCUGCUUCGCUUCGCCCCGCUCCGGCGGCCCCCCGGCCCCCUCGCCGCCGCCGCGCCACCAGGGCCAGGGUUUCCUGCUCGGCUCCCAGCAAGCCAGUUCCCCUUCCCCGGCGCCAUUACCCUUCCCCUUGGGCUCCGCUGCCGGAUCCAACUCCUCAACCACCACAGGACAGCGUAGGAGUAGACUGCAACACACGCCGGUGAAUGAGGCUACACUAGACUAUACCGCAUCCCCUCGUUGCUUGCUGCUGAUGCACCAUUUCAUCUGGGGGACUGAAUAAUUUCACCUCAGUCACUCACAAACAACUUGCAUCCCUUUCUCUCAUCAAUCAUCAAUUAGCCAUCUGUCUCUAGUCUCUGCUAGCAAGCACACUACUUGGUUAUUACUCAACUGUUUUUUGUUCUCUUUCCUUUCAGGUUCUAAAGGUGGUCGAUCCGUUGGCGCAAUGGGCGUCGAGGAGGAGCAAGACGUGCAGCAACCGGACGCCGGCGCCGGAAAGCCUGAUGCCGCCAAGCCACCGCCUUUGGAAAACAAUCAGCAAAAACCAAGCGACCCCCGCACGUCGACCUGCAGCACUGACAAGGACGACGGCCUCGCUCUCUGCCGGGUGUGCCACUGCGUGGAGCCUGACCUCAGAGGCGAGUCCGCUCUGGGUUUCCUAGGCAUCGUGCCGCCUUCCCCUGAUCCAUCCUGCCUGAAGACCGACAAGGACCCGGGCAACGGCACCACCAAGACUUCCAUCAGCAAGGAUAGCGCCAAUGCUCCAACAUUUCUCGAGUUCAUAAGCCCCGAGGGGGAGAUCUUCAAGUGCGCCACCGACAUCGAAUCGGGCCCUUUGCACCCGCAAGACGACAUCGUGACCCUAGGAUGCUCCUGCAAGAACGAGCUCGCGCUCGCGCACUACGCGUGCGCGCUCAAGUGGUUCAUCAGCCACGGGUCGACCGUGUGCGAGAUAUGCAGUGAUAUCGCCACCAACGUGCGGCCCGAGGAUUUCAACACGGUGCUCGCAUCACUCAAGGACUACGAAGCUCUGAGGGAAAGGACGUCCACCGGGGACCUCUCCUACUUGCACUACAGGGCGGAGGCGUCCGUCGACCCGGCUGCCCUUGCCGCGGUACGGAGGCAGCGGCUCUGCGAGAUAUCGUCAUGGUUCAACCCUCACAAUGCACAUUUCGUGUUUUCUCAGAGUCAGAGGCACAGCAACAACGAAGAGGUGCCAGUUAGCCCGAGUAAUAACUCUGCAGACUAUAGUGUUUCGGCUUGGGGGCCAGCACACGGGGGGCCGAGUGUCGGGAGUACCGGAGCUUUCGUUGCUAUCGCCCUAGCUUUUGUUAUUCUUGCAUGGUUUGUUGCUCCACAUGUUGGCAAGAGAGCGGCUGCGAUCAUCCUUCACAUGCUUCUUGGAGGCCUAUGCUCGUUGACUAUAAUAAUCUCGCUGAGAUUUGUAAGUAAACUAGGAUGCUUAACACAUAUGGUCUUCCCGAGAAUCCAGUUUGGGUCGAUGCGAUACUGGGGGAUCCUGUUCGUGUCCUGGUUCCUCGUGUUUGGAGUGUGGGCGUCGCGAACCCGCACCAUCCGCCGCAAUUCAUGAUUACAUCGAGUGUGCCCUCAGUCAGCCGUCGUGAGGAUUUAGGACCGCGGCGUCGCAAAGGGUAGCGUCCACAGCAGCGUUAGGUAUUGCUGCCCUCCUUGUCUAUAUCCGCCGCUAUAUCAUGGGUGCGUUUUUGUAGCUGAGUUAUGUUGAGGUGUAAAUGUUGGGCCGAGAAAACAAGUAAGAAGUUAUGGUGAUCUGCUACUCGUUUGAGAUGCAGAUGGAUGACUGCUAGUUGUUCAGCAUUGUGGAUAUGGGAAAUGAUAUAUGUAUUUUUCCUGA